Messenger RNA from Ostrea edulis (European flat oyster), 5952 nucleotides. RefSeq names its product glycogenin-1-like. The coding region runs from base 174 to 1790 and encodes 538 amino acids. The transcript is spliced from 8 exons. Gene Ontology annotation, cellular component: cytoplasm. The record is from RefSeq and is a predicted model, not a curated record. Gene Ontology annotation, molecular function: glycosyltransferase activity. Lineage: Eukaryota; Metazoa; Mollusca; Bivalvia; Ostreida; Ostreidae.
GGAGGCUUGCAAACUGCAGAAUGGCAGAACGUGGUAUGUACUUUUGAUUUUAUUACGCACAAGCUUCUGCAUUCAUUUGUCUGAAUAUCAAGAUAGAAGGUAGUAUCUGAGGAGCUUUCUCAAAUAAUAUUUGAGUGUUUGAAACUGUCUGCUGUGAAAGUCUUGCGAGGCGCAUGCAAAACAUGGGAGAGAGAGAAGCUUUUGUCACCUUGGCAACAAAUGACACAUAUGCAUUGGGAUGUCUUGUCCUUGGAAAUUCUCUUAAGCAAAGAGCAAGGACUACUCGCAAAUUGGUUGUCAUGGUUACACAAGGGGUCUCACAAUCUAUGAGGAACCAGUUAGCAAGGGUGUUUGAUAUGAUCUAUGAUGUAAACCUUCUAGACAGUCGAGAUUCAGCAAACCUACAGUUACUAGGGCGACCUGAUCUCAGUGUGACCUUCACAAAGUUCCAUUGCUGGCGAUUAACCAUGUUUGAGAAAGCUGUAUUUUUAGACGCAGAUACUCUGGUUCUUCAGAAUGUAGAUGAACUGUUUGACAGAGAGGAGCUCUCGGCUGCUCCUGAUGCUGGAUGGCCUGACUGCUUCAACUCGGGAGUUUUUGUCUUCCGUCCAUCCGAAGAAACUUACAAUGCACUUCUGCAGUUUGCAAUGGCACAAGGAAGUUUUGAUGGUGGCGAUCAAGGCCUGCUGAAUAUGUACUUCAGAGAUUGGGCAACAAAAGACAUUGCUAGACAUCUUCCAUUUAUUUACAAUGUUGUAUCUCAGGCAUUCUACAGCUAUCUUCCAGCUUUCACACAGUUUAAGGAUUCGGUAAAAAUAGUUCAUUUUAUUGGUGCCACUAAGCCCUGGCACCACCCAUACAACACCACCACAAAGGAGGUUACCCCCCUUCCGGAAACUGGACACAACAAGGACUACUUGCAAAUAUGGUGGGACAUCUUCAUGACUUUCAUCCAGCCUACUUUAGACCCAUCCCUGACCUCUACCUUAAUGUCGAGUCAUGUAGACUCCAAUCCUGUGAAGGGCAUAGAACCACCCAAAGCUACAGUCCCUGUUAUAUAUCCGUAUAUACCUCCUGAAAUUGAUGAUGUAUCUUACCAUUCCAAAGCACAAGACUCUUCCAAUCCCUCUGACAUAACCUCUGAGGUGAAAGAGAUUCCAGUAGUAACCCGAAUUUACUCUGACUUGGAGUCGCAUUAUGUGGAAGAACCAAUUUCUAUGUACAAUCAAGAAAAUAGGCCAACUGCUAAGAUUCUGGAGGUUCCUCAAGUUGUGAAUACAUGGGCAGCAGCAAAUGAAAUGAAAAAGGAAAUGUCGAAUCCUACAGUAGAAUCUGUUAGUGAAACUGAUUGUGUUCAUGAAAAUGGAAUAAAAAAUAGUGAUCUGAAAAUCAAUGAAACAAAUCCAGUUACAGAGUCUGAAGAAUCACAUUCUUCAGGAAAAGAAAAGAGCAAGGACUAUGAUGUUAAUGGUUAUACAAAUAGUAAUGAGUCCGAGGCUUCAGAUGGGGGUGAGGGUGGGCUGAUCGGGGAACUAGCAGCGCUAUCCUUGGAGUCAGGUGCCACUUACGGAGGUUCCCAGGAACACCUGAGUGAACAAGAGCGUAAACUGAACUGGGAACGCGGGCAGGUGGACUACCUAGGUGCCGACAAGUUCGAGAAUAUCGAAAAGAAGUUGAACAAGUCUAUGCAAGGUCCUGCCGCCAGUAGCAAAACCUACGCUGCUAGUCCAUUUAAGAAUAUCAGUGUCACUAGCAAGGCUACUGAGCAGAAACAACCACCCAAAGAGUAGGUCUGCUCACGUGUGGAAGUUCUCGACAUCAUAUCAAGGCUGUUAUUUUGAAUUUUAUGAUUAGCAAAUACAUCUGUGCUCUAUUUGCAAGGAGUAAUACGUUUAUAUUUAGCUGGGUUAAUCUUACUAGUACAUUUCCUUCCAAAUUUUGAAUUUGUUCAGAGUUUAUUAAGGUAGAUCCAUAUCUCCAAAUAUACAUAUAGCACUCAAUGUAGGCCUGUGACUACAAGGUACCAUUUCAUGUCGGGGGGGGGAUGUGUUGAAAUUCAAACUUGCAUAAAAUUUAAAAUAAUUCAAAAUAAUGGUCCCUCUGGGAGUGCUUUUGUGAUCGCCAAUGAUAUUACUAGGGUGAUCAUGUGGCCUACAUUUCUCAAGAGACCAUGUGACCUUUGAUGUAGUUCAUCUAGAGGUCCUCAAACUGCUUAGUUGUUAAUGUUUUGUGAAAUGCAGUGAUGUUAUUAUAUGACAAACUAUUAAUAUGCAUUGUUAAUAAUCUUUUUGAAAGUUGUAAGUGGCUUUAGUGAAUAUCCGCGAUGUCUGUUAUAGUGGUGGUUUUCUGUUAUUUCGGAGUGCUUGUUUAGGUGUGAGGAGAAUGUUCUGUAACAGUAGAAGGCUUGUAUCAGUAUUGUUAUUAAAUCGUACAGGCUCAAUGAUUACCUCAGUUGCCAUAUGAAUGUUUUGAAAUGCAUUAGAGAGUCCCUGGAAUUUUUGGUAUCUUAACAUCCCUUUGUGAAUUUUAAAAUUGGAGAGAUUCACUUUUUGUGUGAUGAUGUUGAAAAAAUGACAAUUUCACCAUAGCAAUAAAACAAAAAAACCACUGCAGUUUACUGAAACACAGCAUCUGGGUCAAUUCAUUAUUCAGAUCAGUAUUUUGUGAUAAAAACUGAUUUCUACAAAAAAUCCAAACCUGGAUUUCACAAGAUAUCAAGCAUUUUCAGUAUAGAUCACAUUCCAUCCACACAUUGUGAUAAUUUUGUGCAAUAUUCUCCAAGGGAAGUAAUCCUUGUUCAUUGUGGCUGUGCCAUGGUUUGCUUGAUACUAAUUGUUUGAAAAGGUUUGGAGGGAGGAAUUAACUCAGCUGUAAAUAUAGCAUAAGUAGAUAGGAAUAUUGUUGAUUUGGCCAGUGAGUAGGCAACUUUAACAUAACUUACUAUACUUUGUGUUGGUUUUCUGCCUUUAUAGCCUAAUCAAGAACAAGUUCAGGUUCAAUUGAAUAUCGAUUUUAAAAACUUGGUGCAUAACCGAUUUUGGUUAAUAUUAUCAACUUCAGUUCUAUUUAUUUUCACUGUGACCAUUGUUAUAUUGUGUACAUGGAACUAUUAUUUGAAACAUUGUGUUUACUAUGAUUGUCUUGACAGACAAUGUUCUUAGCAUGUUGUUGUGUGUUGAAGAAUCCAUACACAUCGUACAAAAUUUAUGUUCAAAUGAACCUGAAAUCUGAACAGGUAUUUAAGCAAAUGAUGAGAAACUUCAUUCAGUAUAUGUUAAUUGUGUAGUCUUGCUAAGCGUGUUAAAAGUCUAGAUCUUUUACUUUCUAAACCACAGGUCCAUCUUCAUGGGUUUGGUCAUCCCAGUUGUAUGGACUAGUGAUCUUGAGCAUAAUGAAGGCAAUUUGGGCUAAUGUAGUUAAAACCUAGUGAUAAAAAACUAAGUGCUAAAUAAGUGUCUAUGUGUGCAUAUCAGAAUAUGUCAAGUGCUUCUGUUUGGAGUGUAAUGGGGUUGCAUUAAUUGGCUUUGUGAACCUAAAUUUUUGUGCUGGAGUAAGCCUACUUCGUUUGGAAAUGAUACAUACAUCACACACCCAUUUUUAGAAUUGUAAAUGUAAUAUGUUUGGUUGUACUGAAUCGAGUACACUUUGUGUGUAUACACUUGAUUUAAUGUAUUUCUGUUGACUUCACUAGUAGAACUGCUUAACAAACUGUCUUCCAUUUUUGUCUUCAUUUACAUAUAUCGAUAUCGUUUUCAUGAACUUGGUACAGGCUGUAUGAUUGGUUCACUAGUCAAAUUGAUUUUAGUCAAAAUAGACCUAAGAGUGUGUUCAGCAGGUAAUUUGAUGAAAUAAAAAUUGACAGUCUUGUGAGCUUCAUUUUACCUCAGAUUUAUAAACCAAUUAUGACUGUGUUUUUUUGAUUGGCUUUAAUUGGUAUGGCUUGCUUUAAGUUUAAAGUGGCAUGACUGGAGAUAAUUAUUUUAUUCCCUCACUUUAUCAUAAAAACUUGCAUUACAAUAUAUUGUACACUUUUAUUACAUGAGCAAAAUUUGAACCUGCAUGUACUGCAAUUAAACAAGAAAUUAUGAUAUUAAUGUCAACAAUCAACAAAGUUUGUUAGGUUUUUUUAUUGUACAACUUCAUUUAGAUUUUUUUUUUUUAUUUCACGAAAAUUAUUUUUAUUGUAUUAAGUUUUUUUUUUUAAAAACUGAGAUGAGAAUGGAGGUGUGAUUAACAGGAUUAUGAUUUUUUAUAAAAACGAAAGUUAUCACAAUGUUACUGUAAAGUUAAUUAUCAAUCUGAUAUCAUGUGCACACCGGUCAUGUCACUUUAAUGUGAUUCUGAGAAUUAUAUUUGGAAAAGGUGUGAUUAUAUUGGUGAUGAAUCAUUGUUCUCAGUAUUGAUAAGCCAGAUUUAUUUAUGUACAUACUGGGGUUUUUUCUUGAUGUACAAUAUAAAGAUGUCAAUAUGUGUCAAUUUUAAACUUUCUAAUGCUGGUCAAAUCUCCAAGAUCAUCACAGAUUUGUUGUGCUUAUUUUUCAUGAACCACUUUAUUUCCAAGUAGCAUGUAACAACUGUAGGCUUUUGAAUUCAGGUGUGUGUUGUUGUUGUUGGGUAGAAAUCAGGGGCGCGUUUUACAAAAGAACUUUCCAGUUUUUUGUAAGAUCAUUCACUCCAAAUGCAAUAUAUUUUUUCAAAUAUUGAAAAUUAAGCCUCAAAAAGUUUUACUUCAUUCACUCAAAGUAAUAACAGUGUAAUACAAUCUAAGACUUGCGGCUCUGUGGUAAGUUCUUUUGUAAAAUGGGCCCAAGAUCCUCAAACUUUUGAAAGUUUGCAAUGCUGUAAAAGUACCGUGCAUUCUACAAAAACAUGUACUGUGCUGUGUGUGUUGACAAAUUGCACUGAUUUCCUGUACAAGCGUAUUGCAGUACUAAUUUAGUAGCAUUGAGUUAGACAAUCAUUAAUAGUCUUAAUUAGGUUUCUGUAUGCAUGUAUGAAGCUGUGAUCCUGUACUAGAGGCAUUUUAAGGAAACAAAAAGUUUAAAACCCAGGUUUUUGAAGAGUAACAGAUUAGAAGGAUCAGGAAAUUUCCUCCAUGCUGAAUCUAGUUUUCAGGGAUAGCAUUUGUAGUGAUUAUGCAACUUUCCGUGCAUUUUGUUAUGCAUUUAAUGUGCAGAAAUUUGUUUUCAACUUUUUUCUGGUCACUACCCUACAUGUAUUAUGACAAAUUCAGUGUUUUUAGUUUUGUCUGUGCUGGUAAUUUAUGGAAACUUUGGUGCAAACAUAUUGAAUGAAAUUAUAUAUAUCUAUAUACAUGUGUAUGAAUUAACAUAUAUAUUUUGUAAAAUGAAUAUCCUAAAUUGAUAUAGUUGUUUUAUGAAAAUGUAUCCUUGUUAUUUACAGUACUGGUAACUUUGAAAAAGGCUUUAAUUUUUUUUUUUGUCAAAUCCAGGAUUGCUUCUUGAUUAAAAUGGAGCACGAGAGCUUUACUUUCCUAUCGAUGAUUUGUACAGGUAUUAAAUCUUAAAAACAACUUGAUUUUGAGGUUUCAUAUCGAGUCAUUUUCUGUACUAAAAAAGAAUGAUAUAAUAGUAGUUGUGUAUGGCUUUGGUGCUAUGGAUCCUAUAAGUGUACUCGUGUAGUUUGAUUGUAUACUGUCAUUAUUCCAGUUGCAUAAUACAUACUGAUGUUAAGCUGUGUGCUAAACCUGAUUUCCUGAAACUUUUUUUCCGGACUUUAAAAAGACUUUAAAAAAAAUUGUGAUGAUUGUUAAUUAUAAUGAAAUCAUAAAUUUUCUACAAUCAUGUUGCUGUUAGUAGUAGAGAAGGUGUUGAGAAGAUUUGUUAAUUGUUCUGAAAAGCUUACAUUUAUAUAAAUUCACAAAAUUGUUACCAAAGGAAUGUUUUGUUGAACAAGUCUAAAAAUAAAGCAUUCACAUGCUGAAAAGCUUGA